CAGCCUUCACCAGCAGUAUUUAACUGGUUCGAAGGCAACACACUUGUGUCUCCUGUUGACAUGACAGAUUCUCCUGGGAGUUCACACAAUGUUCAAAAGGCACAGGUCCCUUGCUUCAGAACGCAAGAGAGAAUUAAUUUCCCCAGGAGCUACACGGUCCAUGCUGAAGAAUGACAUGAGAAAUUUUCAUUCUUUGUCGCAAUUUAUACUCUCAGCAGGCCCUCUAAAAUCAAUUCCAGCAGUUAAACAUGCAAAAACUAUUCACUUUGAAAUUGAAAUACUUGAUGCUCAAACCAGAAAGCAGAUAUGUAUUGUGGAUAAGGUGACACAAAAGUCUACUAUUCAGGAUGUUAAACAAAAAUUUCACAAAGCAUGUCCAAAGUGGUAUCCAUCUCGAGUAGGCCUGCAGCUAGAACGUGGUGGGCCCUUUUUGAAGGACUACAGAACCAUUCAAAGUAUUGCAGUUUCCUCCAUUAUCACACUCUAUUUUACAGACCUAGGUCAACAAGUCAGUUGGACCACAGUAUUUUUGGCUGAAUACACAGGACCUCUGCUAAUAUAUCUCCUCUUUUAUUUGAGGAUCCCAUACAUAUACGACAUCAAAGAGAGCUCUAGAAGAUUACGCCACCCAGUGGUGCACUUGGCCUGCUUCUGCCAUUGUAUACAUUAUCUCCGAUAUCUUUUGGAAACAUUAUUUGUUCACAAGGUUUCUGCAGGUCAUACACCCUUGAAAAAUUUGAUAAAGAGUUGUGCCUUUUAUUGGGGAUUCACUUCUUGGAUUGCCUACUACAUUAAUCACCCACGGUAUACACCACCAUCAUUUGGAAACAAGCAAAUUACGGUAUCUGCUAUCAAUUUUCUGAUUUGUGAAGCUGGAAAUCAUUUCAUCAAUGUAAUGUUGGCUCAUCCCAAUCACACAGGAAGUAAUGCCUGUUUUCCAAGUCCAAAUUAUAACCCCUUUACAUGGAUGUUUUUCCUGGUUUCAUGUCCUAACUACACCUAUGAGAUUGGAUCAUGGAUUAGUUUCACAGUCAUGACACAAACAUUGCCAGUUGGGAUUUUUACGCUUCUGAUCAGUAUCCAGAUGUCUUUGUGGGCACAAAAGAAACACAAGAAUUAUCUAAAGAAAUUCAACUCUUAUAUACAUAAGAAAUCAGCAAUGAUUCCAUUUAUACUGUGAGAAAAAAAUGUCAUAUUAAAAAAAGAAGUAUAAACUCAUUAAAUCAAACUUGAUCAAGGAUGUAUGUCUACUAUGUUCCAGAAAUUCACACACAACAGUAUUUUUGCUUUGUAUAAAUAUAAAAUGGAAGAAUCUAGCUGAAUUUAGAGAAUAUACUUGAGACAAAUGAAAAGUAGAAAUUAUAGAUAUGACAAAUGAAAAAUGGCACCCAAUGUUUGCAAAGGAUUUAUUCUUUGAGAUUUUCUUUAUUAAAUAUUUAAUAAUACUAUUUACUUGAGACAGUUCAAAAAUCUGAAUUCUAAAGUAAAUAUUUUAAGUUGUAACAUUUAAAUCACUUGAAUUUUACAUAUUAUUUGAUAGUAAUUAUUUCUUUAUUGUUUAAUAUGUCAUGAGAAUUUCAAAUUUUUUUUUUUUUUUGUCUCUUCUGGGGCCGCAUCCACGGCAUAUGGAGGCUCCCAGGCUAGGGGUCUAAUCGGAGCUGUAGCUACCAGCCUACACCAGAGCCACAGCAAUGACAGAUCUGAGCCACGUCUGUGACCUACACCACAGCUCAAGGCAAUGCUGGAUCCUUAACUCACUGAGCAAGGCCAGGGAUCGAACCCACAACCUCAUGGUUCCUAGUCAAUUCGUUAACCAUUGAGUCAUGAUGUGAACUCCUGAAUUUCAAAUGUUUUAUGCUAGUAGUUCAAUUCCUUGUGAAAAUUCUACCUAUAAUAAAAGGAAACAUUUUUAAA
Messenger RNA from Sus scrofa (pig), 1914 nucleotides. RefSeq names its product trans-2,3-enoyl-CoA reductase like (gene TECRL). The record is from RefSeq and is a predicted model, not a curated record. Gene Ontology annotation, molecular function: oxidoreductase activity, acting on the CH-CH group of donors. Gene Ontology annotation, biological process: very long-chain fatty acid biosynthetic process. NCBI's taxonomy places the organism in Eukaryota, Metazoa, Chordata, Mammalia, Artiodactyla, Suidae.